UCAAUGUCAAAUUUUCUAACCUCGAAUUCUCAGAUUUAUUUUGGUUAUGUAAAAUCGAAAUAUUCACAAAAAUCUACUUAGAAGCAUAUUUUAUGUUGGAUCCCUGUUACAAUUUUUAGAAAUCAAAAUGAUUUACAAGUGGUGGCACGUUUUCGUUCGAAAGAGGACGAAGCCGAUUUCUGCGGACAAGGCUGUUAUGUGGAAAACGCGGCUCAGCUUGCUCUACGGUUUCCUUGCUUGGAACGCCUUUGGUUUAGUGUUGUAUAGUGCUUAUAAAGGCAAAGGUGACUGGGCUCAUUACUACGGUCUUAAAACAGACGAGGAACAUUCUGUAUCGCCAGCUCAUUCCUGGGCUAACACUUUAGGAAUAAAGAAUGCUAAAGUAUACAGGAUAUCCGGGUUCAAAAAAGUAGAUGAAUAUGACAUUAUAGAUGGUGAAAAAAGUGAAGUAGUACCUGAAAAGAAAUUUGAAGAAAGUGAGAUGAUAACUGAAUAGCUAUAAAUCUCAUCAUUGGUCAAUAUUGUUCAAGCCACAUGAAAGUACCUUUACACAUGGUGAUUUUUAACUUUUCAGGUGUUUAAUGGCUUGUGUAGCAAAUUGCUGUAACUAUACAUUUGUCUACUGGAGCACAU
This is a messenger RNA of Hyposmocoma kahamanoa, 633 nucleotides long. RefSeq lists its product as uncharacterized. Bases 128 to 496 code for a protein of 122 amino acids. The record is from RefSeq and is a predicted model, not a curated record. Lineage: Eukaryota; Metazoa; Arthropoda; Insecta; Lepidoptera; Cosmopterigidae. The transcript is spliced from 3 exons.